CAAAGGCCGAGGCCCGGCCCGCUAGGCUGAGGGGAUCGGAAGUCCAAUGUUCUUAAGGGAUUGGGUGCAAAAGUACUUGCAUUCGUGCAACAUGCCUCAUCUGAUGCACAUAAUGUUCGGCUCUCAGAUGGCCCACGAACCGCCAUUUGAUGGCGCUUUACGGCAGAAGAACGAGUCGCGGCGCCUCCAAUAUGUCUGGAGAACGCAUGACGCAGAAGUGGUAGAAACUUGGAGAAGUGGUGGACAUGGCAGCUCAUGAGGCUGAGAAUGAGCGGCCAGUGAAGGCUGCCAAGUUGACUGAUCCUUCAGAGUCUUCUUCUGGCGCGGCUCUGCAGCACAAGUGGCCGGACAUUGCACCAUGGGCACCAGGAGAGAUCAUUCUUCUCCAGGUGACGGGCUGUAGCAACCUGUUGGUGUCCAAAGUGAUUCAAGGCACAUACAAAUCGGUGGGUUCCAAUCAGGACAAGCCGGUCUAUGAAAAAAUGGGGGACACGAUUGCCUCGCUGGGCUCCUUGAGACCAUGUAUUUACUACUCUGACCAAGGCUCUGAUCGAGCAUGGUGCUUGGGGUCGAAUGUGGAAGCUGGGAUAGUUUGGUUCUUCAACCCCAACCUUGCUAUCGAGAACCCCUUGGAGCCGCCAACAGAUGGUUGGAGGCUUCCCAAUGGCCCACAGGAUCGGAGAUUGCGAAUCAUGACCAUUGGACAAUAUUCAAAUAUCACCGAACUUGUUGAUGCUUUAUCCCAAGCACAAGAGAAUUCUCGGCAGUGUGAGAAGCUUCUUGCAGUUGAGCGCGAGAAGCUCCAGGAUGCUGAAAAGAAGAUUCAGGAGAUGCAAGAGGAAAAGGAGCAACUAUCAGCUCACCUGGAGGAGCAAAGGCGCGUCUCCAGCAUAGCUGGCAGCAAUGCUGCAUGUUGGAAGUAUUUGGAGAAUGGCAACUGGCACGCAGUGCCACCUGAAGCAAACGAUCAGAUGCAUCAAGCCUACUUGGCCUAUCUUCGCAAUCCAAGCCCUUAUAAUCGAUAUGUGACCAUCAAUUCGGCCGGUGUAGCUCGCUACAUUGACUUUCAAACGAUGAAACAAGUAAGACUUGACACCAAAAUGGUUCGCAAGAUUCAGAUCUUUCCUGGAGUGCCGGCACAGUGGGUCACCACGCCUGCUCGCUUGUUGCAACAGACAGAUGAGCUGAAAUCGUUUUUUGUCAAAGUCACUGAUCCCCACAUUCAGGACACAGUGCGUGAAAUUCUACGGUUCACUGGUCAUGGGCAGGAUUCCUCUCAAAUUUGUUCUUUAUUGUGUAAUGCAGAGGUCAAAUCAGUGCACCGUGUUGAAAACUGGAGGCUGUGGCAGGGAUACAAACUCAGACGUGAAGCUUUGCGAAAAGAGCAUGCAAGUUACAAUGUGUUGGUUGCACCUGCGGCUUUGGACCUUGAUGCAUUUGAUGCUGGCCAUGGCAAGGUCAUGACAAGCAACCAAAAAGUGUUUGACUGCGGCGAGGCCCUGGCAGCAGAUGUAGAUGAGAAAAUUUUGUUGCAUGGCACAAGUCGCGAAAAUGCAAAUUCUAUUGCUGUGAAUGGCUUUGACCAUCGGACAUGCGACCGUGGCAUGUAUGGCAAAUGGUGAUGGAGUCUACUUUGCCUCGGCUGCAUGCAAGUCGCACCAGUACACAUGUCCUAAUCAUAACUUGGCCUGUGGCUGCAGGCGCAAAAGGAUUUUGAUCAUUGCUCGUGUGGCGCUGGGUGAUUCCUACCACACCAAGGAAACCCGAAUCAAUACUCGGAGGCCACCAGUGAGAAAUAGUACCACCGGCGUCACCUAUGACUCAGUUGUUGUCAACCCUGGUCCAAUCAAGGGCCACCACAACACCACUCAGGUGCAUCAAGAGUUUGUGGUGUGCGACAGGGAACAGGCGUAUCCGUGCUAUGUGGUUGAGUAUCGUGUGUGAUGUGACAGAGUUGCAGGGCAGAGUCGGCAGAGUCGACUUCUCAGCUUGAC
This is a messenger RNA of Durusdinium trenchii, 1994 nucleotides long. Lineage: Eukaryota; Dinophyceae; Suessiales; Symbiodiniaceae. The record is from the annotation of a GenBank genome assembly.